AUGAGAUGGAGGAGCUUAGCAGUAGCGAGCGGAAGAGAAAAGACCGAGAAGGGCGAGGCAAGAGAGGGUCGUGUGUGUGGGGGGGGCGACGGUCUGGGAGGACGCGUCGGGGGGAAAAGAAAGGAAAUUGGGGGGAAACGGGGGAUUUGGUCCCGUCUGUUGAGGCGGCUCACGGCCAGUCGCGGCGAGGAGCGGCCAGGCAGCGGCCAGGCUAGCGGAGAGGAAGCCACCGCAUUUUCUGCUGUCACACAUCCCUCCCGCACAGCCUUCGCAUCCCUCCAGCUCCCGCUCCCGGCGAUGGGCCCCAGCAGCAGUUCCCCCCAUCCUACCCCCCUCCCUCUCACCCCAGCUGCACGCACGUCCUCACCAGACACCUGUCUCAUCUCGUCUGGUACUCUCGUCUACUACGUUUGCCCCAGCCGAGGGGCCGAGGCACGAUCUCCGUAUCACGAUCUGCCACCCCUCACCAAAGCCCGCCCUCCGUGGGACCCUUGCCCGAUUCGGACAGCCGCGCGGAGGCUUUCUUACGAUUUGAGUUGA
Molecule: messenger RNA, 540 nt
Organism: Heterobasidion irregulare TC 32-1
Lineage: Eukaryota; Fungi; Basidiomycota; Agaricomycetes; Russulales; Bondarzewiaceae
Exons: 1
Coding region: 1-540 (179 amino acids)
Source: RefSeq, a predicted model, not a curated record